This is a messenger RNA of Postia placenta MAD-698-R-SB12, 1086 nucleotides long. RefSeq lists its product as hypothetical. The record is from RefSeq and is a predicted model, not a curated record. NCBI's taxonomy places the organism in Eukaryota, Fungi, Basidiomycota, Agaricomycetes, Polyporales, Adustoporiaceae. The transcript is spliced from 6 exons. The coding region runs from base 1 to 1086 and encodes 361 amino acids.
AUGCAGCUAACUGUUACUGUGCGUCCAUCCUGUGCGUACUCGUCACACACGCCUCCAUUCUUCCGCGUCAACCUCUGCCCCUCCGAGUCCGCUGACACAACAUGCGCACGCGAGUCGUCGUCCCUCACGUCAGUCGUCCUCUACGCUCUCGUCCUCGCUGGCCACGACCAUGCGCAGCCGCACGCCAGCGUCCGCAUGCCACAACGCAUUCUGCUCACGCCGUCCGUAUGUGCUCACUUCUUGCCGUCCGCGCGCUUGAAUGCAGAUGCCUCUCGCGCCAUCGCGCGAAAUGAGCCGCGUUUCUGUCUGCAGGCCACCGGGUCCACGGAAGACGUCGCGGUCAGUAACAUGCCAUGCGCCAUGGGCCAUGCGAUGACCUUGGACUCGUCGCGCCCGCGCUCCACGUCCACCGGGGCAGCCGCUGUCGACCACAAGGCUCGCCAGGACAGCGUCGACGGGGGCGCGCGCGAGCACACGACGGGUGACGCGGGAGCAAGACACGCGCAAGAAAUCGCUCGCACGCGGGCACGCGGCCGAGCCGUCAGCAGCGCGCACCGUGGGCAAUGGCGCAUGCGCGUGCGACGGACGACGAGCAGUAGACAACAUCCUACCCGCGUCAAGGAAACGACGACCGGCACCGCGAGCGUGCCGCCAGAGGAGCGAGAUUCAGACGCACAAGGCGGAGACUGCAGGGCACGGCGAAGACCUCGAGCAGCGUCCGUUCGCCCCAGCAUCCUGUGCACCCCGUCAGCUGCAAGUAACGCGCCCGCGCCGGACGCACAGCCUGAUCUCAGGGAAUCCUCACACACAACGCGCGUGGGUACGCCGAGCGUUCCUUUAUUCCCGCUCGCUUCGCCCGCCGUCCGCCGUCCGACGACUGCCCCAGUGCGCCUCCAUCCACCCGCCGCCGCCGCCGGUGCGUCAGAGCAGCGACCAGGACACGAAUCGUCCGCGGUGUCGGGCGCCGUCGAUCGGUCACACAUCGCCCGCGCCGCCAAACUACGUCUGACGCACAACGCAACGGACCGGGUUCAGCAAAGGAUGAUCUCUCGCACAUUUGCUUUGCCCGCGCUUUGCGUGCGCUGA